Molecule: messenger RNA, 462 nt
Organism: Ustilago hordei
Lineage: Eukaryota; Fungi; Basidiomycota; Ustilaginomycetes; Ustilaginales; Ustilaginaceae
Exons: 1
Coding region: 1-462 (153 amino acids)
Source: RefSeq, a predicted model, not a curated record
AUGAGCCUUAAUGCCUCAGUGGGGCAUGGAGGAGAGAACAAAGGGGCCAAGUGGGCUGUGAAACGUCAAACUUUCAUCGAUGAUGGAGUGGACGAUGGUGUGUGCUUGACAACGCUUUGGGCAGUGCAGCGGGAGUGCGACAAGCUCGGUUUGACAGCUGUCAGCGAGCUUGACUGCUUCCGCUACAAUUCCGAGUGCCUACUGGCGAGGCUCGUGAAUGUUUCGACGUUCGAGGCGGAGAACCCAAGGCGGAGAACACAAGGUGGAGCCAGUUCCGAUAUAUGCCGCAUCGUACUGCAAGCACACCGAUCCACGGCAAACACGUUGAGUGGGAUGGUUUGUCCUGUCACCAUUAUCCGGGCACACGGGCACCCGCGAAGAACUCCAUUCCCGGAGAUGAUGGACUGUGGUGGGGCCUCGGUCAUCAGCUUCACCUUCGUCCUCAUCUUGUGGGCCCAUUAA